UUUCUGCGACGCCCGCUGCUCCGUUUCCGGCUGCCGACCGCCUCGAUCCCACUCGUGCCUCCGUCGGUAUUCUCGGCGGGCCUUCCGUUGUUCCUCCGUCCAUCUCUCUCUCUCUCUCUCUCUCUCUCUCUCUCUCUCCGUUUCUUUCUUGCAAAACUUCUCCGUUGGAUUCCUUUUCCUGUGUUCCAAUCCGCCAUCCGCUAUUUUGGGUUUGUAAGUGAGGAAAAAUCUUUGUUUUCCCUGCCCUUUCUUUUCCUUUUUCACUCGAAAACCCCAAAAGAUUCGAUUUCUAAUGCACUUUCGAUUUGCUUUGCGAUAGAAUUUUGGAUUCUUUCCGGUAUUAGUCAAAACUUCACUCUUUCUGACGGAACUUUUGGAUCCCUUCCGGUUGUAGCCAAAGAGUCGGGUUGUUUCUUCAUUUCCCUCUAGUUUUUUCGUGGCUAUUUGGCGAAGAUGGUAGUCACCGAGACCGCUGAGCCAAUGGAGGCCGCGGAGCGGAUCCCCAAGGAGGCCAAGAGGAUUCUCUACGAUUUGGCGUCGGAAUGGGGCGACGUUGCGGAUUCUGAGGCGUUGGAGGUGGUGCACCUCAAGGGGGCGAUGACGAACGAGGUGUACCAGAUCAACUGGCCCACCUUGUCCAAGGACGGCGUCUCACGGAAGGUGCUGGUUCGGAUAUAUGGCGAGGGGGUGGACGUCUUCUUCGAUCGGGAGGCUGAGAUCCGGACGUUCGAGUGCAUGUCGCGGCACGGCCAAGGGCCGCUGCUUCUUGGGCGUUUCGCCACCGGCCGAGUCGAGGAGUUCAUCAAUGCUCGUACUCUCUCCGCAGCUGACCUUCGUGACCCUGAAGUAUCUGCCCUCAUAGCAUCAAAGUUGAAGGAGUUCCAUAAUCUUGACAUGCCUGGUCCAAGAAUGGUUUUCUUAUGGGAAAGAUUAAGAAAUUGGCUUGGACAAGCCCUCAUAUUAUGCCCCUUUGAAGAAGUUAAAGAAUUUCAGUUGGAUACACUUUAUGAGGAAAUAGCUACUCUGGAAAACAUAUUGUCAACAGAAGAUCAGAGUACUGGCUUUUGCCACAAUGAUCUUCAAUAUGGCAAUAUCAUGAUGGAUGAGGAGUCUAGGCAAGUGACUAUCAUUGACUAUGAGUAUGCAAGUUUUAACCCCAUUGUAUAUGAUCUUGCCAAUCAUUUUUGCGAGAUGGCUGCUAAUUAUCAUACGGAAACGCCUCACAUUUUGGAUUUCAAUAAGUACCCAGAUGUGGUGGAGCGCAAAAGAUUUAUUCAGAUAUAUCUAACAACUUCAGGUGAACCAUUGAAAGAUACGGAGGUUGAGAAAAUGCUGCAGGCUAUUGAGAAAUAUGCUCUUGCCAGUCAUCUCCUUUGGGGUCUAUGGGGAGUUAUAUCGGAACAUGUUAAUGAGAUCGACUUUGAGUACAUGGAGUAUGCAAGGCAGAGGUUUCAGCAGUACUGGUUGAUGAAGCCUGAACUAUUAGGAUCCGAGUGAACUGUAUGUUUAUACCACCUUUAUACAUGUGAUGGUUGCUCAUCCCUCCUAUGCUGUGUAUUCAUCAUGUAGUAUAAUUGCAAGCGCCCCUUAUUUAUUUUCAUUUACUGUAUAUAUCAAAUAUUUCUAAUGAGUAUGUUUUUUUGUGUGUG
Molecule: messenger RNA, 1649 nt
Organism: Musa acuminata AAA Group (dessert banana)
Lineage: Eukaryota; Viridiplantae; Streptophyta; Magnoliopsida; Zingiberales; Musaceae
Product: probable choline kinase 2
Exons: 7
Coding region: 454-1497 (347 amino acids)
Biological process (GO): phosphatidylcholine biosynthetic process; phosphatidylethanolamine biosynthetic process
Cellular component (GO): cytoplasm
Molecular function (GO): choline kinase activity; ethanolamine kinase activity
Source: RefSeq, a predicted model, not a curated record